Solea solea (common sole) is the source of this 1667-nucleotide messenger RNA. Its product is annotated as probable flavin-containing monoamine oxidase A. The record is from RefSeq and is a predicted model, not a curated record. The transcript is spliced from 12 exons. Gene Ontology annotation, molecular function: oxidoreductase activity. NCBI's taxonomy places the organism in Eukaryota, Metazoa, Chordata, Actinopteri, Pleuronectiformes, Soleidae. Bases 57 to 1667 code for a protein of 536 amino acids.
GAAUAUACAAGUAGGCUUUUCUGUUUCCCACAGAAAAAACAAGCCAGCGCUGGAGGAUGACUGCAGAAAUCUGGGACGUGAUUAUUGUUGGCGCAGGACUCUCUGGACUCACUGCCGCUCAUUUGCUCAGGAAGCGAGAUGCCACGCUGAGAAUCCUGAUCCUGGAAGGAAAAGAUCGUGUCGGAGGUCGAACUCUGUCCAUGGAAAUACCUGCAGCCGCUGGUGUCGACUGCUGGGACUUUGGAGGACAGUGGGUAGGAAGCACUCAAACUCACAUCAUGGAGCUGAUAAAAGAACUUGGCGUGGAAACGUACGCACAGUUCAGUCGUGGAAAGAAGGUGUUUCAUGUGGGCGGAGCCACAGCCAGAGUUCGCACGUACACGAGCAACAUUCCCACUUUAUCACCACUCACUCUGUUUGAUCUCACUCAGCUACUGUGGAAGAUUGACAGACUGUGUGCCACAGUGUGUGUCCAGGAUCCGUCCAAAACUCCCCGUGCUGCAGAGUUUGACAGCAUGACCCUGAACUCCUACAUGGAGCAGCAUGUCUGGACGGCAGAAGUGAAGGAGGAGCUGGAGUUGAGCUGCAGGUCUGUGUUUGGCAUGGAGUCGUCACAGAUGUCCUUCCUCUUCUUCUUGGUUUACGCUGCAGCAGCCGGAGGUUUGCUGCCUCUACUGGAGAACAACGCAGGUUCUGCUCAGGAACAAAAGAUCAAGGGAGGAAGUCAGCAGCUGUCUCAGACCCUGGCAGAGCGUGUGGGCUUGCAGAGCAUCCUCCUGGGUUCUGCUGUGACAAACAUAUGGCAGGACGCUGAAUGGGCCAGAGUGACGACCGCCGCCGCCGCCGCCGCCGCCACCUUCCUGUGCCGAGCUGUGAUCGUCAGCUGUCCGCCUCAUUUAGCAGCAAAAAUCCACUACGAGCCAGCGCUGCCCAGCCAGAGAGAGUUCCUUACCCAGAACAUGCCUGUGGGUCACAUGAUCAAAUUCAUUAUUACCUACCAGACGGCUUUUUGGAAGGAGAAAGGUUUCUCUGGGGAAAUCGUGGCCGGUUCUUCCACUGAGUGUCCGUUCUGUGUCACCUUUGACGCCACCACUCACAGUGGAAAUGCUGCUUUGGUGGGAUUCAUCGCAGGCCAGCAGGCGUCUCAGUGGACAACCAAACAGGCUGGAGAGAGAAAACACGCUGUGGUUUGUGCUCUGGUCAAAUACCUCGGCCCUGAGGCUGCGUCUUUCAUCCACUAUGAAGACAAAGACUGGGCUGAGGAGGAGUUCAGUGGAGGCUGCCCAACCAACGUCAUGGCACCAGGUCUGCUCACGUAUUACCAGCCCAGCCUGAGGAAACCAUGCGGCAGGAUCCACUGGGCAGGAACAGAAACAGCCACUCAGUGGUGCGGCUACAUGAGCGGCGCCGUGCAGGCUGGACAGCGAGCGGCUGUGGAGGUUCUGUCUGAACUGCGUCCUGCGGUUCUGACCCGCGAGGAGCUGCACACACUGCGACACAGUCAGAGUGAAGAGACUCGUGCUCAACAAACGCCGUCAUCUCCACUGAAACGUCUGACCACGGCUGUGGUCGUCACUGCGGCUCUGACUGUAGCUGCUGCUCUGUGUCUGACACAUACGGAGCGCGUGAUGCUAAAGGUCACGACCUUCUUCUCAAACGCACUGUGA